This is a messenger RNA of Melozone crissalis (California towhee), 1104 nucleotides long. RefSeq names its product zinc finger protein 239-like. Gene Ontology annotation, cellular component: nucleus. Gene Ontology annotation, biological process: regulation of transcription by RNA polymerase II. The record is from RefSeq and is a predicted model, not a curated record. Gene Ontology annotation, molecular function: DNA-binding transcription factor activity, RNA polymerase II-specific; RNA polymerase II cis-regulatory region sequence-specific DNA binding. NCBI's taxonomy places the organism in Eukaryota, Metazoa, Chordata, Aves, Passeriformes, Passerellidae. The coding region runs from base 35 to 943 and encodes 302 amino acids. The transcript has 2 exons.
GCUCGGACGCGGCCGCAGCGCAGGGCGUGGCCUGAUGGAGGACGAGGAAAAGCCCCAAAUGUACCUCAUGAAGAGGGGCAGCAAACCCUGCCCAGGGAGCUCUGGGGAGGAAAGAGCCCCUGUGAGCCAGGAAUGCAUCCUGCAAUCCAGCCAGAGCUCAGAGCUAGUGAAGAAGCCUCAUGUCAGGGAGAAGCCACACAGAUGCUUGGAAUGUGGGAAGUGUUUCAGCUGGAGCUCCACCCUGAGGCAGCACCAGGUGAUCCACACUGGGGAGAGGCCCUUUGAGUGUGAGGAGUGUGGGAGGAGUUUCAGCCACAACUCCGUCCUGAUCCAACACCAGAGGAUCCACACUGGGGAGAAGCCCUUUGAGUGUGGGGAAUGUGGGAAGAGCUUCAGGCAGAGGGGCCAACUGAUACGACACCAGGUGAUCCACACUGGGGAAAAGCCCUAUGAGUGUGAGGAAUGUGGCAUGAGCUUCAGGCAGAAGGGCUACCUGGUGCAGCACCACAUGAUUCACACUGGAGAGAAGCCCUUUGAGUGUGGGGAAUGUGGGAAGAGCUUCAGAGGAAGCUCGGCCCUGAUUCGGCACCAGGUGAUCCACACGGGGGAACGGCCCUACAGCUGCUUGGAAUGUGGGAAGAGCUAUGGGUGGAACUCUGACCUGAGAAAACAUCAGCGCACCCACACUGGGGAGAGGCCCUACGAGUGUCCUGAGUGUGGGAAGAGGUUUCACAGGAGCUGCGAUCUCCUCAAACAUGAGCGGAUUCACACGGAGGAGAGGCCGUUCCGCUACCCCGACUGCGGGAAGGGCUUCAAGCAAAACUGCAAACUCACCAUCCACCGGCGCAUCCACACCGGGGAGAGGCCCUACGAGUGUUGGGAGUGUGGGAUGAGAUUCUCACAGAGCUCUCACUUGACAGAACACCAAUGGAGGCACCACUGAGGAAAGCCCUGCGAGUGCCCCAAGUGUGGGAAGAGCUUUGUGUGCUGCUCCAGCUCCAUCCCCCAUGAGAGGAUCCACGUUGGAUGAUCCCCAGUGACCGUUGUUGGGCAGAGCCCUGGUGAUCCAUGGUCCUGGUGAUCUGUGUUGGGAAGACACCUGGU